Messenger RNA from Chondrus crispus (carragheen), 984 nucleotides. RefSeq lists its product as hypothetical. Lineage: Eukaryota; Rhodophyta; Florideophyceae; Gigartinales; Gigartinaceae. Bases 1 to 726 code for a protein of 241 amino acids. The transcript is spliced from 2 exons. The record is from RefSeq and is a predicted model, not a curated record.
AUGACCCUCGAAGCUCCCAUGACAGGAUUCGCACCAUCUCUCCCGCUCCUACAUCGCCCUCCCAAUCUGGGAUGGCGCCAUCAAACCAAUCUCGCGGCGCGCCCAACUUGCGAGCAACAAGCUCCUUCGGCUCAAGAGAACAGCGCCAUGGUAGCUGCCGCUGCCAGUUUCGUGCUGACUAAAGCCGCCUCUGCCUACACCAAGGGUGGGCGACGUCCCGGCGGAAGCACGGUGACCACGGCGCUGCGGGAACUCGAGCGCGAGCAAAGGCGCAAUAAAACCAAGUCUGACAUCGACCUGCUGUAUGGCCAAUGGCGCCUUGUCUUCACAGCAGACGAAAAGACGAAAAACCCGUUGUUGAAGGCGGUUUACUUUCCCGUGCGUGCGCAGCAAACUUUCAUUCCAGGGGACAAAGAUGUGGGCGUUUUUGAUAACGGCAUCUUCUUUUUUGGGUCGACUGCGUUCUUCAGGUUCCGAGGGCCGGCGAGAUGGCAGCCGAAGAUGAACAGACUUGAGUUCACUGUGGAUGAGCUUGAAGUCAAAAUUGGGUCGUUCAGAUGGAAGAAGGCGGGGCUCGAUAAGGAGGGACCGACGCUCGAGGGACGGACAGCGAAAACUCUUCCCUUCUUUACUUUUUUUUCUAUCCGGAAGGAUAUUCUUGCAGCCCGUGGCCGGUCGGGAGGCCUUGCGCUUUAUGCGCGGGUACCCGACGAUGAACGCCUGUGAUUGUCCCGGACUUGAAUGCUUCUUUAUAGUAUUAAAUCCCUUCGAAAUCUACACAGGAAUCGGAUCCUGCUUGCAUUCUUGAAACGGGGAAUUUUACCGGAUCCUGAUGGGUGUGAGCGAGUGAGUACUUCCGAAGAUGGAUCAAGUUGGAGGCAGUUUGUAUGUAUGAACUAACCGUUGUUGACAGCAAGUCUCCCCUCGGAAAUUACUGUAUCUUUCCGUUUUAGAAUAAAUGACAUGUUCCUGCAAUCACAAAAA